Messenger RNA from Rasamsonia emersonii CBS 393.64, 936 nucleotides. RefSeq lists its product as uncharacterized. Gene Ontology annotation, biological process: protein depalmitoylation. The coding region runs from base 1 to 936 and encodes 311 amino acids. The record is from RefSeq and is a predicted model, not a curated record. Gene Ontology annotation, cellular component: cytoplasm. Lineage: Eukaryota; Fungi; Ascomycota; Eurotiomycetes; Eurotiales; Trichocomaceae. Gene Ontology annotation, molecular function: carboxylic ester hydrolase activity; palmitoyl-(protein) hydrolase activity. The transcript has a single exon.
AUGGUCUAUCUCUUCCCCCCACGUCAUGUUUACUUCCCCUCUACCCCCAAACACACGUCGACCGUGAUCCUCCUCCAUGCCCGCGGCAGCAACGGUCCCGACCUGGCCUUUGAGCUGGCCACGUCGUACUCCUCCGCGGGCAAGACCAUCUUCGACCAUUUCCCCUCCACGCGGUGGGUGUUCCCGUCUGCCCGGGCCCGUCACUACUAUUGGUCGCAGGAGCAGCAGUUCCGGGGCGAGGACAACCUGCCCGAGUGGUUUGAGCUGGAGUCUGCCGACUACCCUCAUCAGCCGAUUCCCGGCCUGCAGGACAGCGUUAGCUACAUCCUCCGCAUCGUGGACGAGGAAGUCCGCCGAUUGGAAGGCAAUGCGGAUAGGGUGUUUAUUGGAGGGGUCGGGCAGGGCAUGGCGGUGGGGUUGGUCGCCCUGAUCUGUGCCCAGCGGAAACUGGGGGGAUUCGUAGGCGCGAAGGGCUGGAUCCCUUUCGCGGGGACUCUGAGUUCGCUUCUCGAGAAGGGGGAAAUGGACCAAGCGGGGGUGGUUUUGAAAACAAUCACUUUCGGUCAGCAGCAGCAGCAGCAGCAACAAGCACCAGGGCAACAACUGUCAAUCCUGCCAUUGCCGUCUCAACCUCAACCGCAACCUCCACCGUCACUAGACGUCUAUUCAGGAAAGGCAAUUUCGGGGCCCCUCCACGUCAAAGAGACGCCAGUUUUUCUGAGCCAUGACGAAGACAACCGAUUGGUAGAUAUCGGAUUGGGAAAGACGGCACACGACACACUGCAGCGUCUGGGAUUCAGCGAGCUGUCCUGGAAGACCUAUCCGGGUGGAAUCCACGACAGUCAUGGGCAUCGCCGCCAAUGGCUAAAGGAGCCAAAGCAGCUGGAUGAUAUAGUUCAGUUUCUGGGAGAUAAGCAUCUUGGUCGAAGUGGCUGA